Chilo suppressalis (striped riceborer) is the source of this 1466-nucleotide messenger RNA. The record is from the annotation of a GenBank genome assembly. Lineage: Eukaryota; Metazoa; Arthropoda; Insecta; Lepidoptera; Crambidae.
CUUAAUUUAAAUAAAUCACAUUCUAAAAUUUUGUAUACGCGCUUAGGAUUAGAAAAACUCAAAUCUCAAAAUGUUAUUUAGAGCUGAAAGCAGUUCCUCUACAAAUUCACAAAGCGAUUUUUUGUCCCGAGAAGUUGAACGACAUUCUCUAGAUUAUACUGAUUGUUCCAAUAGAUUUUAUCAAGUAUCUCGGGACUUUUCUAAGCAAUAUGCCUACAUUUACUCUUCUAGACUUAACACGUAUAGAAAUAUCUUGUUACCAGUCAUCAGGAAAAAGUGGUCAAAUACCUAUAAAAUUUUAAAGCUGUGCGAUCUUCGUGAUAAGUAUACUACGUGCAUAAUCAUCGGAACAUUGUUCAAACUUCAACAAUUGAAGCCUAGUAUUCUGAAACAACUAUCUGAUCAAUUGGAAAUUAUACCUCAGCCUGCGAGAACUCAUUUUGUACAUGAGUCAGAUAGUUUGGUGUUAGAAGACGAAUUACAGAGGAUUAAAUUAGUUGGUGAUUGUAUUGAUGUCCAUCAAGUUGUGACAGGGGUUGUGUGUGCUGUUUUGGGUUCAGAAGAUGAUGAUGGAGUUUUUACUGUGAAGGAUGUGUGUUGGGCAGGAUGUCAUAUACAGAAACCCUUACCCAAGCUAAGUGCGGACAGGUAUGUAGUCCUGUUAUCAGGAUUAAAUAUGGCAUCAACAAAGGUAGAUCAUCUCUUUUCUCUUCAUUUAUUAUUGGAAUGGCUAUCUGGUCUAUCAGGAACCAGUCAGUAUCAGGAAGAGCUAUCUAAAAUUGUAAGGGUAAUCAUUGCAGGUGGUCUAUUUGCUAACAAUGCAAGCGGUGAAUUAAAUGAAUCAAGUAUUAUAGAUUCUUCAGAAUCUGUAGAUGCUUUCUGUAGUGCUGUGAGUUCAGUAGCACCUUUGGAUCUCAUGCCUGGCAGCAAAGAUCCAGCUGGAGCAAUGCUACCACAGAAGCCUUUGCAUUAUUGUUUGUUCCCUAAAGCUAAUGAGUACAAAUCAUUCAAUAGGGUCUCUAAUCCAUACGAAUGCGAUAUUGGAGGUGUGCUUUGCUUAGGAACAUCAGGUGAAUCUGUAAAAGACAUAAAACAGUACAGUAAAUUGGAGAGUGACAUAGAAAUAAUGAAAAAGACAUUACAGUGGCGCCAUAUAGCACCUACAUGUCCAGACACAAUACCAUGUACACCUUGUGUGUCGACUGAUCCAUUUAUUAUGUAUAACUGUCCUUCCAUCUACUUCAGUGGUAGUUGUGAUGAGUUUUCCACUGAUACGUUUGAAGGUGAUGAUGGUCAACGAGUGAGAUUAGUGUGUCUCCCUGAUUUUUGCUAUACAAAGACUGUAGCUUUGGUUAAUAUGGGCAAUCUCGAGUGUUACAGCAUGACAUUUUCAUAAAAGCAAAUUGCAUAAUUUAGAACAUCUUGUCUUCGUUAAACAUUAAAAAAAUAAUUGAUCCUAAUUCCAG